Molecule: messenger RNA, 796 nt
Organism: Macadamia integrifolia
Lineage: Eukaryota; Viridiplantae; Streptophyta; Magnoliopsida; Proteales; Proteaceae
Product: non-specific lipid transfer protein GPI-anchored 3-like
Exons: 3
Coding region: 105-593 (162 amino acids)
Source: RefSeq, a predicted model, not a curated record
UUAGCUCAAAGAAAUAAGAGGAGAAAAAAGAAAAGGGAAAAGCCCUUGUUUUAUCUUUCUGAUCACAAGGUGCUUCUUCUUCUUGUUCUCUUUUGAAGCCAGCCAUGGAAUCUAAGCUCUUGCUGUCCUUGAUUCUUGUCUCUUCAUGGGUUUUCUUGGGCUUCUCUCAACCAGAGAUCCCUAGUGAUAUCGCAGAUUGUGUUAAGAACCUGGUUCCUUGCCAGAAAUUUUUGAAGGCUCCAUCUCCACCAUCGACUUGUUGUAUUCCAUUGAAGCAGAUGUUCACUGAUCAACCCAAAUGCCCAUGUAAAAUCUUCGACAACAAAGAUCUUUUAAAGCAAUUUAAUGUUACUCAGGAAGAUGCUUUGAGCCUUCCAAAGGGAUGUGGAAUCGCGGUUGAUGUUAGCAUGUGCAGCAAAGUGGCUGGGACUCCAGGCAAUUCAUCAUCUACUUCACCAGCUCCAGGAGCUUCUACUGGUGCUGCCCCUGCCAACUCUACCACUGCAGCCAAGAAAAGUUCAGCAGAUGGGCUCUCUGCUUUCAGUGGACUUGGUUUCAUUGCUACAAUUGUAGCCCUUCUCUCAGUAUUCUAGAUUCAUAUGUUCAGCCAAUUUAAUAACAGAUAUGGGUUCAAAUUUAAAAUUUCAAGUAUAUGUAAGUCCAUAUCUCAAGACAAACUUUCAUUGGACUUCGUUGAGGGAAUCUUGUAGCCCUUUUGGUUGAGGAAGCCUUGUAAUCCUUCUUCUAUGUGUCACACAUAUCGUAAUGAACAGUUAAAAUUGGUUUCGUCGUUACA